AUGGCGGACACAUGGUUAGAUUGGCAACACAUGGGGAACCAACGUGAACGCAUCAAGUUCAGAGGGAGCGUGAAAAAAGGUAAUCUCGUGACGAUUGCGAUUCUGUCUCGGGGAAGAUGCGGUCUUUCCAAAUGCGUCAGUCGAUACAUGAUGGGUAUGGCGGUGACGGAUAUUCUGGUCCUCAUCACGGCGGUGAUACUUAACCGAAUCAGGUCCAUUUACUUUCCCAUGUCCUUCCUUUCUAUCACCCCAGUCUGCAGCGUUAGAAUCGCUCUCAUUUAUGCAACGAGGGACAGCUCCGUCUGGCUAACGGUCGCUUUCACUUUUGAUCGAUUUGUAGCAAUUUGUUGCCAGAAACUGAAGAUAAAGUAUUGCACGGAAAGAACAGCGCUAGUGGUUAUAAUAACGGCGUGUGGCGUGAGUUGUGCAAAAAACACACCCCGAUACUUAAUAUAUGAGCCAUUAUACAUUCGUAACGAUGUUCCAUGGUUCUGCGAUAUCAAGUUAAGCUUUUAUUCUGAUCUUUUCUGGAUAUUAUUUGAAUGCAUUGAUUAUAUUCUGAAUCCUUGUGCUCCCUUUAUUUUGAUACUGCUACUCAAUACUCUAACGGUGAAACAUAUUUUAGGAGCCAACAAAGCUCGCAGACGAGUGAGAGCCAAGAGUAACUGCGAGGAUCAGGAUGACCCGGAAGUGAAAAACCGGAAGAAAUCCAUUAUUUUACUCUUCGCCAUUUCGGGUAGCUUCAUUGUGUUGUGGACUCCUCGUGUUGUAAAUUUCUUUUACGUGCGAUUUACUAAUAGCAGAUAUUCAAUCGGUUCUAAUCCCAACGACCCGAUGUUUAUUCUGCAGGAAAGCGGCAUUAUGUUGCAACUCCUUAGCUGUUGCAGCAACACGUGCAUUUAUGCAGUGACCCAGAAGAAAUUUAGAGAAGAGUUCGCAAAUAUGUUGAAAGCUUCGGCCAACCGUUUUAUUAACAUGGUAAAGUCAUGA
Messenger RNA from Amblyraja radiata (thorny skate), 990 nucleotides. RefSeq names its product probable G-protein coupled receptor 139. Gene Ontology annotation, biological process: G protein-coupled receptor signaling pathway. The transcript is spliced from 2 exons. Gene Ontology annotation, molecular function: G protein-coupled receptor activity. The coding region runs from base 1 to 990 and encodes 329 amino acids. Gene Ontology annotation, cellular component: plasma membrane. Lineage: Eukaryota; Metazoa; Chordata; Chondrichthyes; Rajiformes; Rajidae. The record is from RefSeq and is a predicted model, not a curated record.